AUGAUUGCUUAAGAAUGUUAGUCAUCUGGUUUUACUUUCAUGUAGACCAUGAGUUGUAGGAGCAGCCACAACCAAGUUUAUAUAAUUGUGUUAAAGCAAUAUUAUUUGCAGAUCCCAUUAAUCUAUAAAAUUAACUUAAUGGAAGUAUAAACUGCUUCAAACAGGAAUGAUUGAAAGCAAAGAUACUGUGAAUUCACUGCAGCACACUUAAAGAAAUGCCGACCAACAAAACGCUGCCAGAAAUUCGCGACGUCAUGGUAGAUAUGCACAAAUGUCACCCGAGAGAAAACAAUUAUUUUUUACCCAACUGAGAGAGAAAAGAGCCGAAUUGAAAAAGCGAAAACUCCUUCAUGGUUCAAGAACCACAGUCUCAUCUCAGGAAUUUGAUAGACGGGCUCCAAAAAGAAGACACACUCAAAGGAAUGUCAAGCAACAAAAUGCUGAACAAGGCCGCGCUUCUUCAACUACAAAUGUACAACGAGAUGAAAGAGGUGAAUCAAAAAAGCAACUACUCCUUCAUCUUUCAAGUACUAUAGUCUCACCUCUUGAAGUUGGUAGUUACGCUUCAAACAGAUGUGGUCUUAGAAUUAUUAAUCCUUCUUCAUCUCCUGAAGAAGGUAUAAAGACGCCAACUACUUCAAACAAAGGAAAAAGUAUAGUUGAUUACUUUACUAUCUUUGAAGUGGGUAAGUCCAGAAGUAUUAGUUUAAAUAUUAAGACUGCUGAUUUUAAUAAUUGCUUAUCUAUGUCUAAACAUUGACAUUGCCGAUACCAG
This is a messenger RNA of Lycium ferocissimum, 775 nucleotides long. RefSeq lists its product as uncharacterized. The record is from RefSeq and is a predicted model, not a curated record. NCBI's taxonomy places the organism in Eukaryota, Viridiplantae, Streptophyta, Magnoliopsida, Solanales, Solanaceae. The coding region runs from base 272 to 760 and encodes 162 amino acids. The transcript is spliced from 4 exons.